Toxotes jaculatrix (banded archerfish) is the source of this 3810-nucleotide messenger RNA. It is a transcript of the gene vegfc, whose product is annotated as vascular endothelial growth factor c. Bases 308 to 1573 code for a protein of 421 amino acids. Gene Ontology annotation, cellular component: membrane. Gene Ontology annotation, biological process: response to hypoxia; positive regulation of mast cell chemotaxis; vascular endothelial growth factor signaling pathway. Lineage: Eukaryota; Metazoa; Chordata; Actinopteri; Toxotidae. The transcript has 7 exons. Gene Ontology annotation, molecular function: growth factor activity; chemoattractant activity; vascular endothelial growth factor receptor 3 binding. The record is from RefSeq and is a predicted model, not a curated record.
GACCGGAUUUAUCUGUUUCCAUAUGACCGGGCUUACUUUCACAGCGGGGUUCAUACUGCAAUACUGGACCUUGACAGAGAGACAAAGAAGAGAGAGAGAGAGAGAGAGAGAGAGAGAGAGAGAGAGAGAGAGAGAGAGAGAGAGAGAGAGAGACAGACAGACAGACAGACAUAGAGAGAGAGAGAGAGAGACUAAAUAAGACUGUAAUCAGCGGCAGAAGAAGAGGGCAGCGCAGACACUGGGGAGGGUUUUUUAAAUAUCCAUAUCUAUGCUUCUCGGAUCAUAAACACUUGAGGACUUUAUAAACAUGCACCUACUGGGAAUAUCUCUUUUAUUGGCUUAUCUUCUCUACUCCAACCUCGCCAGCGACUUCAGCUACAGCGACUAUCCUGAUUAUUACGAGCAGGAGCGGGUGGACGAGCCGGAGUCUCAUCCAAAGCCAGACAUGGAGCAGAAGCUGCGUUCAGCCUCCAGUGUCGAUGAACUGAUGAGCCUCAUCUAUCCUUCAUACUGGGCCGCUCUGAAGUGCAGAUCCAAGCUUUCUGCUGCCGCUGCCUCCUCGGCCUCCAAACUCUCUCAGCGGCCACAGCCUCGCCGAAUGAGGCCGCUGGCCGAUACGGAAGAGCCGACAUUCGCUGCUGCCUACCUCAACUUGGAUGUCUUGAAAAGUAUAGAGUCAGAGUGGAGGAAGACUCAGUGCAUGCCCAGGGAAGUGUGUGUCGACGUGGGCAGGGAGUUUGGAGCUCCCACCAACAUCUUCUAUAAACCACCCUGUGUGUCCGUCUACAGAUGUGGAGGAUGCUGCCACUCUGAGGACAAACAGUGCAGGAAUAUCUCCACUGGUUACCUCAGCAAAACUCUGUUUGAGAUCACGGUGCCGAUCACCCAGGGCACCAGGCCAGUGACCAUCAGUGUGGCCAACCACACCCAGUGCAGCUGUCUGUCCAAACUGGAUGUCUACAAGCAAGUCCACAGCAUCAUCAGGAGAGCGUUGCCUGAGUGUCCAAUAGCCAAUAGGACGUGUCCUCCUGGUCAGACUUGGAGCAACAGGCUGUGUUGGUGUGUCAGCAUGGCUGCCAACGUGCACUACAACACCCCUCCAUCACCGCUGCCCCCUCCACGGUCCUCCCAACAGCACCUUGACAUAUUUUCAGCAGAUGUGUGUGGCCCAGAUAAGGAGCUGGAUGUGGAAACCUGUCAGUGUGUGUGUCAGCGCAGGGAUCAGACUCAAGACUGUGGCCCUAACCGACAUCUUGACCGCAACACCUGCCAGUGCGUUUGCAACGUUCCGCCUGCCUCCUGCCCUCUCAACCAUGUCUUCAACAGGGAGACCUGCCAGUGCACGUGUACCAAGACAUGUCCGAGGCACCAGCCACUCAAUAAAGCAAAGUGUUCCUGUGAAUGUAAUGAGUCUCCCAACAAGUGUUUCCUAAAAGGAAGGAGGUUCCAUCAAGCUACAUGCAGUUGUCUCAGGCCUCCCUGCGAGGUCAGGAGGCGAAGGUGUGAACCAGGUUUCUCCUUCAGUGAAGAAGUGUGUCGCUGCGUACCGUCCCACUGGAGACGGCUGGACUAACCGCUGGCUAAUGAGAUGCUAACGAGAUGCUAAAGAGCAGAUUAUGAACUUAACACGUAGAAUUCAUCGCCCAUCCCCUGUAGACUUGCGGGUCAUGAGUAUCCCCCAUCAGCUGUGACUGAUGGCAGCUAAGCGUGCGGACCCUGAUGAACGUGGGAAAACCUUUGAGAUCUGAGUGAAGAUAUGGGAAACUCUGGUGAUUUAAAGGUGGGAAAUGCACUGACUUGGCUGUGAGGACAUUUUAAGAAGAGAGCGACUGAUCGGAGUCCAGGAAUGGAAGGAAGGACUGAGAGAGAGUGAGAGUCAACACUUGUUUAAAAAUAUUGUCUAAAUAAUUUGUUUUAAAAUAUUUGGGGGGUUUUGUAUUAAUUAUGUCUCCGUAUUCUUAUGUCAGAUAUUAAUUAUAUAAUUUAUUAAAUGUUAUUUUUCAACCUCUGUUUAUUGCAAUUUCAAUCUUUUUCGAGGAAAUACACUGUGAUCUGUAUUUUUGUAUCAUGUUAAGUAAAUGUGUAAAAUAAAGUAUACUGGAUGUUGAAUAUUGUAUAACUUAGUGUGUUCUGGUGAGUGUUGUACUGAUACUGAUGUUAUUUUGUUCUUAAUUUGCUUCAGCAUCAGUUGGAUAAAAAAAAAUGUGGGCUUUAAGGUAAAAAACUGAAGAUAAACGUUUUUUUUGCUUAUAGGGUGAGGACCAGAUUUUGUACUUUUAGAAAUGCCCAGCAUCUCCAUCUAAUGAUUUCAGUUUGUUUCAUGUUUGUGAAACUGAAAGUUAAACCCAGACAACCUGAAGAGUUUGUAUACCUUUAGGCUAAAAACCUUACAACGACUCAAACCACCUGAAGAAGCACUUUUCAUUUUUUUUCUUAUUUUAGUUUGUGCAGUAAAUCACAAAAUCUGACGUCAAUCUGAUCACACUAAUCACACAAGAAGCAACAUAACUGGUUUCACGCGUCAUCAGUCUCAUGCUAGUGGUGUCCACAGGUCCUUCUCAGUUCUGAGGAACCAAGACCUGACCUUGGACCUGAGUCGGACUGGGUCUAACUUCUACUCAGUCUCCUUGUUUUACUGCUGUGGAUCUCAGGUCAGUAUUUCAACAUGUCCAAUAACCAAGUGGAUCCAAAUCCCUGAACGUACGGGGUAUCAGCUCUGAUCAGGUGGUAUGUCACAAUCACAGCAGAGAAAACUGUUUGGAGGCAAGAGGGACGAUGAGAACUGUGAACUUCACAGUUACUUUCCUUGUUUUCAAUAUUGUUUAGUUUUAUUUUUCAGUUUAAUAUAGGUUCUAUAUAUUCCUUAAUUUUCAGAAAGUAAACGUGUGGAUUUGAGCAAAGGCUGCUGAAGACAUGACUGGGUGAUACUGACCAAAAAUCAUGCCUCUGUAUUUUUAGGGCUGACUGGCAACGCACAAUAUACACAGUUUCACAUUAUAUCUCUGUAUUUUCUAUGAAAUGGGCUAAAUGUUCAGUUGUUAGUCAAAGCCACAUGUGAGACACUUUUAUUAAAUCAGACUGUGGUUAAAUUAAAAUGCAAGGACAGGGUUUCCUUCCAUGUUCGAAAAUACACAGCUGCAAAACAUGUAAACAAAAUAUUCUCUAAAACAAAUAGCCUGUAUGAAAUAAAAAUAGGUCUGUCUGUGAGAAUGCUCCUUCAGCUGUUUUCAACACAAAUAACAGACUGAUUGAAACAGAGUAAAAUUACAGGCUGUCCUGCUUAACAAAACACACAGCUGUGCAAAUAACAAUACAAAUAUAAACCCAACUGCUCAUCUGAUCUUUUAGAUCCGAACCUUCUCCAAAUAACUGAGCUGUUGUUUUUCUUCAGGUCUUCAGUAUUUCCCACAGGCUGAGAAUUUACUUGUGGUGGUGGGUGGUGGUGGGUGUGUCCGACGUGCAUGUAGAGACUCGUGCAGUUUAGACGGGGAGAGUGUUACACACAGGCUGUCAGAUAGAUGCUUGAUACGUGGCUGAGUACAGUCAAAGUUGCUCUAUAACAAAGAUGACGCAUUACAAGCUGCUGGUAUGAAAUGGUAUAUACACUUCCUGUUUCUUUAGUGGGUGCCCCCCCCCCCCUCGUCCACCUCAUUUGGCAGUGUAAUUACUAGGACUAUUUUAAUUGUAAGAUAUAUAUCUCACCACUUUGUAUUUCUAAUGUACUGUGUGUUUUACAUGUUCACUGUGUAACCUCUGCUGUUAUUUUGGCCAAGGCUAGAAAACGUAUUCCAAUUUUAGUGGGACUUCCUG